This is a messenger RNA of Phacochoerus africanus (Common warthog), 3542 nucleotides long. It is a transcript of the gene VPS39, whose product is annotated as VPS39 subunit of HOPS complex. NCBI's taxonomy places the organism in Eukaryota, Metazoa, Chordata, Mammalia, Artiodactyla, Suidae. Gene Ontology annotation, molecular function: protein binding. Gene Ontology annotation, biological process: autophagy; vesicle-mediated transport; intracellular protein transport. The record is from RefSeq and is a predicted model, not a curated record. Bases 135 to 2864 code for a protein of 909 amino acids. Gene Ontology annotation, cellular component: membrane; cytoplasm. The transcript has 27 exons.
CUCUACAGGAAGUCCGGUGUUGAAGAUGGCUCUGUUGUCUACGGGCCAGUAACAGGGGUCCUGUCUCUUCUCUUGGCCUCGUUCCGACCCCGAACAGUGCGGGUGAGACCGCGGAGGCGAUUUCGCUCGCCGCCAUGCACGACGCCUUCGAGCCGGUUCCGAUCCUAGAAAAACUGCCUCUGCAAAUUGACUGUCUGGCUGCCUGGGAGGAAUGGCUGCUUGUUGGAACGAAACAAGGUCAUCUUCUUCUCUAUAGGAUUCGGAAGGAUGUUGUGUCAGCAGAUGUAGCAUCACCUGAGAGUGGCAGUUGCAACAGGUUUGAAGUGACACUAGAGAAAUCCAAUAAGAACUUUUCCAAAAAGAUUCAGCAGAUCCAUGUGGUUUCCCAGUUUAAGAUUCUGGUCAGCUUGUUAGAAAAUAAUAUUUAUGUCCACGACCUACUGACAUUUCAACAAAUCACCACAGUUUCCAAGGCAAAGGGAGCAUCACUGUUCACAUGUGACCUCCAGCACACAGAGACUGGUGACGAGGUGUUGCGGAUGUGUGUGGCCGUGAAAAAGAAGCUGCAGCUCUAUUUCUGGAAAGACAGGGAAUUUCAUGAAUUGCAGGGGGACUUUAGUGUACCAGAUGUACCCAAGUCCAUGGCCUGGUGUGAAAAUUCUAUCUGUGUGGGCUUCAAGAGAGACUACUACUUAAUAAGGGUGGAUGGAAAGGGGUCCAUCAAAGAGCUCUUCCCAACAGGAAAACAGCUGGAGCCCUUAGUUGCACCUCUGGCAGAUGGAAAGGUGGCCGUAGGUCAAGAUGAUCUCACCGUGGUGCUCAAUGAGGAGGGGAUUUGCACGCAGAAGUGUGCCCUCAACUGGACGGACAUUCCAGUGGCCAUGGAGCACCAGCCUCCCUACAUCAUUGCAGUGUUGCCUCGAUAUGUAGAGAUCCGAACAUUUGAGCCAAGGCUUCUGGUCCAGAGCAUUGAAUUGCAAAGGCCUCGUUUCAUUACCUCGGGAGGAUCAAACAUUAUCUACGUGGCCAGCAACCAUUUUGUUUGGAGACUCAUUCCAGUCCCCAUGGCAACCCAAAUCCAGCAGCUUCUCCAGGACAAGCAGUUCGAAUUGGCUCUGCAGCUCGCAGAAAUGAAGGAUGAUUCUGACAGUGAAAAGCAGCAACAGAUCCAUCACAUCAAGAACUUGUAUGCCUUCAACCUCUUCUGCCAGAAGCGUUUUGAUGAGUCCAUGCAGGUCUUUGCUAAGCUUGGCACAGAUAUGAAAAAUAACAGGACUUAUGGGAAGAAUAACAUUGGAGCAGACCUUGGAAAACCUAGACAACUUUAUCCUACCCAUGUGAUGGGCUUGUACCCAGACCUGCUACCCACAGACUACAGGAAGCAGCUGCAGUAUCCUAACCCGCUGCCUGUGCUCUCUGGGGCUGAGUUGGAGAAGGCUCACUUAGCUCUGAUUGACUACCUGACACAGAAACGAAGCCAGUUGGUGAAGAAGCUGAAUGACUCUGAUCACCAGUCUAGCACCUCCCCGCUCAUGGAAGGCACGCCUACCAUCAAAUCCAAGAAGAAGCUGCUGCAGAUCAUUGACACCACGCUGCUGAAGUGCUACCUGCACACGAACGUGGCCCUGGUGGCUCCCCUGCUGCGCCUGGAGAACAAUCACUGCCACAUCGAAGAGAGUGAGCACGUGCUGAAGAAGGCUCACAAGUACAGCGAGCUGAUCAUCCUGUAUGAGAAGAAGGGACUCCACGAGAAAGCUCUGCAGGUGCUGGUGGACCAGUCCAAGAAAGCAAAUUCCCCUCUGAAAGGCCAUGAAAGGACAGUGCAGUACCUGCAACAUCUGGGCACAGAAAACCUGCACUUGAUUUUUUCCUACUCAGUGUGGGUGCUGAGGGAUUUUCCAGAGGAUGGCCUGAAGAUAUUUACUGAAGACCUCCCAGAGGUGGAGUCUCUGCCACGAGACCGAGUGCUUGGCUUCUUAAUAGAGAAUUUUAAGAGUCUGGCUAUUCCUUAUCUGGAACAUGUCAUCCACGUUUGGGAGGAGACGGGCUCCCGGUUCCACAACUGCCUGAUCCAGCUUUACUGUGAGAAGGUGCAAGGUCUGAUGAAGGAAUAUCUCCUGUCCUUCCCUGCAGGCACAGCUCCAGUCCCUGCUGGUGAGGAAGAGGGAGAACUGGGAGAAUAUCGACGGAAGCUCCUCUUAUUCUUGGAAAUUUCUGGCUACUAUGAUCCAGCCCGGCUCAUCUGUGAUUUUCCUUUUGAUGGCCUCUUAGAAGAGCGUGCUCUUUUGCUGGGACGCAUGGGGAAACAUGAACAAGCUCUCUUCAUCUAUGUCCACAUCCUGAAGGACACGAGGAUGGCUGAAGAGUAUUGCCACAAGCAUUAUGACCAAAACAAAGAUGGCAACAAAGAUGUGUACCUGUCCCUGCUCCGGAUGUACCUGUCACCCCCCAGUGUCCACUGCCUGGGACCAAUCAAGCUGGAACUGCUGGAGCCACAAGCCAACCUCCAGGCUGCCCUGCAGGUUCUCGAGCUGCACCACAGCAAACUGGACACCACCAAGGCCAUCAAUCUUCUGCCAGCAAAUACUCAGAUUAAUGAUAUACGCAUCUUUCUGGAAAAGGUCUUGGAAGAGAAUGCACAAAAGAAACGGUUCAAUCAAGUCCUCAAGAACCUUCUCCACGCAGAGUUCCUGAGGGUCCAGGAGGAGCGGAUCUUACACCAGCAGGUGAAGUGCAUCAUCACAGAGGAGAAGGUGUGCAUGGUGUGUAAGAAGAAAAUUGGGAACAGUGCAUUUGCAAGAUACCCCAACGGAGUGGUCGUGCACUACUUCUGCUCCAAAGAGGUCAACCCGGCCGACACCUGAGUCCAACAAGCCGAGGAUUUAAGCAGUGGACAGCUUGGCUAUCCCAGAGCAGGGAUGGGCCCCAGUCCUGGAAAUCGGGGGCUGCUGCCACCCCCUGGUGUCUCCCCACUUGGACACUACUGGCUACCUUGCGCCCUGGAACAUCUCUGAAUUAAUCAGACUCAUGUUCUGGCAUUGCCAGAUUUUUAAUAGAAAAAGAGAUUAGUUACACCUUAUACACCAUUAUGUUACAGACAAUUCUGGAGAAUUUAACACCUGCUGGGACAGGAGGCGGUGGGAACGGGUGCUGCCCUGCCAUUGCAUUCUGAUCACCUGAGUGAGGAAACUGUCUCAAGUGUUUGUAACCCCAGGGUUGUUUAUUCAGAGUUUUCUAUUAAGAUACAUGCAGGACUUCACCGGAGCCCUCAGCUCGGCUUCCUGGAGUCCCAUGAGGAAAGCAGUGCCAGAGCUCUUCUGGCUGCAAAAGCCCAACGGCUCAUCCUCUGGGUAAUGCUGGUCACUUUGUAGUCACUGACCCUGUGUCCUCCCCACCAGCCUCGCCACCUGGCUUUUUAUUUUCCAGUCUCCUCUUUCUAUUUAUUUUCUUCCUCUAUCCCUCCCGACACUGCUCUACCCAGGCUUUCUCUCCCAUUUUCCUGACACCGGGAAUAACUAAUAAAUUUAAACAAGGUCAAAUGA